CAGUGUAGGCAACACCAGAAAGACCAGAAAUGUCUCAAUCUUGAGGAUCUUGAGGAUCUUCUGCAGUCGGAAUUGGAGUGUGUGUUUGGACUUACAAAUUACUGAAUUACAUACGUGAAGCUGGUCAUAAAAAUGAAAAUUAGUUUUAGCUUAUUAGCGUUUUCACUGUUAAAAAAUAGUAGGAAGUAUGGAACACAAGUCAAGCCUUCUGUUGAAAUGGAAGAUCAACUGAUAGCUCUUAUUAAAGCUGAUGAAAUGAAACCAAGAAAACAUCCAGGUGUUAUGAAAGCGAGAACAGUAGAAGUUCCAGCAGCGGUGGUUAGCACUAUGAAAGUUAUUAUUAAGGACAAACCUGUGAGUGCUCUUCGAAUGGAAGGAGAAAAACUGGAAAGAUAUUUGAAAGGCAGGCACCCACCUGUUGAGAAAGAUCAAGUCACGUCCAAGGGAAUUGAAAUACAGCAACAGAUUGAAGCUAAACUUGGUGUUGAUUUAUUGUCACUGUCAGAAGAACAAAAAGAAGCACUGAAGUCCAGAUUCCAAAAUCUUGUAAUAAAACGCCUUAAACAUAUGUUGUAUUCCUGGAAGCCAGUUGUAUAUAAUGAACACAGUUCACUGCUGUAUAUGGUGUCAAGAUUUGCGCCAGAGUAUGCAGUCCUUCUGAAGAUUUUAACGGAAGUGAAAACUCGAGAGCCAGACUUCCAGCCACACUCAAUGUUUGACUUUGGAUCGGGCGUAGGAACAGCAACAUGGGCAGCUAGAUCUGUGUGGGGAGAUACAAUACAAGAGCACUUCAAUGUGGACUCUUCAGGAGAAAUGAAUGACUUGGCGAGUUUUUUGCUAAGAGGUGGGGAUGAAGAAGCAGAGAUGCCAAUUAAAGCAGUGUUUUACCGACAGUUUCUGCCAGCCUCUCACAUGCUGAAGUAUGAUAUUGUUAUUACUGCCUACACACUUCUGGAACUUCCUUCUGCAAGAACUCGCUUAGAAACGAUCCUCAAUUUGUGGAACAAGACAAACAGAUAUUUGGUAAUAGUGGAACAAGGCACAAAUGCUGGAUUCAAGGUAACAAAUGAAGCAAGGGACUUCAUACUGGAACUUGAGAGAAGAAACGAUAGCCACACAGCGACUGUAGCUCAUGUGUUCUCACCGUGUCCACAUGACCUACCUUGUCCUAGGCUUACACAUGAUAAAACGCCUUGUAAUUUUGAAGUGUCAUAUAUACCAUUACCUUUUCAAGGAAGAUGUGAUGCAAAGAAGGAAAGAUAUUCAUAUGUGGUUUUAAAAAAAGGCCCCAGACCAGACAGUGAUGUUCAGUGGCCAAGAAUUGUAAGGAAACCACUUGUUCGUAAGAAGCACACCAUCUGCAGGAUGUGUGUUGCUGGAGGGAAACUGCAAGAGAUCAUCUUCACUGCGUCCAAACAUGGGAAAAUUCCAUAUUGGUGUGCACGAUCAAGUAACUGGGGUGAUUUGUUGCCAAUGACAGUGAAGGAUGUAAAUGGCAAAGAAUGAAUCGGUAAAGACACCUUCAGCAGCAUUCAUAUGUGGAAGAUACAGGAUAGGAGUAGCUAAUUUGUGACUGAUUGAUUGUCUUGUAGUUACUUCAGCUGCUCUGGUCAUUUGUAACUAUAAAGACACCAGACAAUUCAAAUAAAAACCAUGGCUUAUA
Messenger RNA from Cryptotermes secundus, 1663 nucleotides. Its product is annotated as methyltransferase-like protein 17, mitochondrial. NCBI's taxonomy places the organism in Eukaryota, Metazoa, Arthropoda, Insecta, Blattodea, Kalotermitidae. The record is from RefSeq and is a predicted model, not a curated record. Gene Ontology annotation, cellular component: mitochondrial small ribosomal subunit. Gene Ontology annotation, biological process: translation. Gene Ontology annotation, molecular function: structural constituent of ribosome; methyltransferase activity. The transcript is spliced from 10 exons. Bases 133 to 1506 code for a protein of 457 amino acids.